AUGGGGGUUUGUGCUUCCACUCAAACACCAAUAACAAGGAAUCCCAAAUGCGGAAUCAAAUUCUCCAAACAACAACAACAACAACAACAACAACACCAAUUGUUGAAUCUAGAUUCAAUCAAGGUCAUUCACAUGGACGGCUUCAUCGAGGAAUUUUCCGAUCCAAUCAAAGCCUCCAAAAUCACAUCUCGUAACCCUAAUUUCUUCCUCUGUAACUCAGAGCAAAUGUUAAUCGGUAGCUGUGUUCCUUCUCUUUCCAGCGAUGAAAAUCUUCAAAUCGGUCAAAUCUACUUCCUCCUCCCUCUCUCUCUCGCUCAUUCCCCUCUUUCUCUCCCCGAUCUCUGCAAUUUCGCCAUUAAAGCUUCCUCUGCUCUUCGAAACAUUCCAUCUCCGUUCUUCAGGUAA
Cucumis melo (muskmelon) is the source of this 405-nucleotide messenger RNA. RefSeq lists its product as uncharacterized. The record is from RefSeq and is a predicted model, not a curated record. The transcript has a single exon. Bases 1 to 405 code for a protein of 134 amino acids. Lineage: Eukaryota; Viridiplantae; Streptophyta; Magnoliopsida; Cucurbitales; Cucurbitaceae.